Messenger RNA from Theileria parva strain Muguga, 400 nucleotides. It is a transcript of the gene Ncl, whose product is annotated as Nucleolin domain protein. Bases 55 to 339 code for a protein of 94 amino acids. The record is from RefSeq and is a predicted model, not a curated record. The transcript is spliced from 4 exons. Lineage: Eukaryota; Apicomplexa; Aconoidasida; Piroplasmida; Theileriidae.
CAUCGGAGUUAUUUGUACCCUAUAUACCAUAGAUCAACUUCAUUUCUACACAAAAUGUCAGACGACGAACUACAAAGAAAACGACCCCGUGUCUCAGACGACGAGCAGGAUGAACCUGAAGAUGUGGAAGAUGUAGAAAACGCCGAAGACGAUGGUAGCGAAACUUCGACGGACCAGCCAAAGAGAAAGUCUGCGCGAACUGUGGCUAAGAAAAAGUACUCGUCUGACGAGGAGGAAGAGGAGGAAGACGAGGACGAGGAAGAGGAAGAAGACGAAGAAGAAGAAGAUACCGACGAAUUCGACGAAGCCGAUGAAGAAGAGUUCGAGGACGAUGAUUGAGUAAUAUAAUUGUAAUUCAUUGUGUAAUCUAUCCCUUAACCUUCAAUAUACUCACCAACAA